GAGUCCUACAUCAUGUACGACAAUCCCGACACUGAGGAGGACCCUCCCCCGCCCCAGCCAGUCACUGCCUCCCUGAGGGACCCCCCGCCGUCCCCAGUGCCCCCCCACGAGCAUCCCAGCUCCCCCCCGCCUCCUGCCGGACCCGAGGAGGAGGAGGAGGAAGAGGAUCUUGGCUCGCCCUCCGAGAGACUUCACAUCCCAGGGGGUUUGGCUGGGGUGGUGCCCCCCGGGAUGCCCCGCCUCGUGGGUCCCGACAAUGCCUCGCUCCUCUCGCGGCAGCUGGGAUUCAUCCCGAUCCAGGAGGGGGCGCCCCAGCCCCCCCAGCCGCCCCCGCGUCACUCGGAGCAUCACAAACACCACCAUCUUCACAAGCUCAGCAAGAAGGUCAAAAAUCAUAAAUCAAAGGUGCUACUCUCCGGCCUGAUGACCUGCCCUGGCCCGGGCUUCAGGCUGCUGAACAUCAAGAGGGACUCCAAAUCGGGCCAAGGAUUCGGGUUCUCCAUUAAAGGAGGGAGGGAAGCAGGAAUCGGCGUGUACGUGUCGCGCGUGGAGCAAGGCGGCCCCGCCUGGAGAGCGGGCCUGAGACCCGGAGACCUCCUGCUGGCGGCCAACAACACGAACUUCUCGUCGGUGACGCACGCCGAGGCCAUCGCUUUACUGAAGUCAUCGGAGGAGGUGACACUGACCGUGGCUACAACCAGCCAGCUUCCGACUUCUGUUGUGGUAGCUCAGACCUACAGCUGGGUGACGCCGGAAGGUAGGCCUACCAGCCCCCCUCCCGAAUACAACCCACGGCUACACCAUCAUCAAGUUCAGAGAGUUGAAGUUGAGGUGGUAGGAUCGGAGUCCUUAGGUCUGAUGAUCCGGGGAGGAGUGGAGUACGGCCUGGGGAUCUUCAUCACUGGAGUAGAUCCGGAAUCCGCUGCGCAUAAGGCUGGUUUGCAGAUCGGGGACCAGAUCCUGGAGGUGAACGGCGAGAGCUUCCUGGCGGUGACCCACGACACGGCAGUCAACGUCCUCAAGUACUCCCGAAGGCUUCGCCUGGCUCUCCGGCGGGUGGACAAGGUACCCCACUCCUGCACCACCUACGACAGGAGAUGCUGGCCCUCCGCGGGGCAGAGCAACGGGAACAUAUCAGCCGAGAACAUGGAGGCCACUCUGGCCAUGAUAGAGGAGAAGUCGCAGCGGGUACUGACGAGGCAACACCACGAGCGACUGAGGGAAGUCGUCAGCGACUACGCCGCCGGCAGGAUACCCAUCGAACACCUGCUCAUCAUCGCCAGGGAGAUCCUCGAUUCUCCUGACAAGAUGAGUCUCCUGACGGAACUCAGGGAGGUGGUACGACUGGAGGACCAAGUCAAAUUCGAUUCCGCCGUCUUCCGCCACGAACCGAUGCCACAGGAGAAGACAACAGAAGGAUAUGGCGGCCAAGUCUCCAAUCUGGAUGACUUUAUCGAGAUGUACAACCAAAUGGAAUUGGGCCGCGAUGAUGUUGACGAAGAGGAGGAGGAGGAGGAGGAGGAGGAGGAAGAGGUCCUCAGGAGUGACCAGCGAGUGGCAGCAGAGGUCAGCCUUGGCCUUCGGGAAAUAGCAAAGACUCCCAGCGAAGACUCGGGCGUGGAAAUGAGCAACGGAGCAUUGCUCCAUCGGAGGGACGUGGCGAGAUCUCUCGGUGACAGAAAACGAACUGGAAUUCUCAUGAGAGAAAACGGAGGCUCUAACGAAGGGGUAACUUGGGCAGAUGCUGAGAUCGCCGAGAACGAGUAUCAGUUGAAGAGAGAUAGAGAGGACAGGCGUAGCGUUGGGUCUAAACGAGAAAAGAUCCUUCAGAAACGCUACUCUGAAAGAAUCUUGCCCAAAAACGAAGAGGUUUCUCAUAACAUCAAGCCCCAGCGGCGCCACAGUCUAGCCCCCUCCUCCACUCGCAUCAGGGACGAAUACGACCAGUCCCUGCCUCCACCCACAGGACCUUCCUCUGCCUCCCGGGGGAGGGACGACUAUGACCCUCCUCCCCCCUCCUCGAGGGUCAGAGACGACUACGAGUCGUCCCCUAGGGGGAGGGGGCCCUCUGGCAUUGGGGGGGAUGACUAUGCAGCCAGGUUAAGGGACGAGUACGACCCCUUGCAACCGCCACCUUCCUCGAGGUCCCUCUCGGAGGGGUACGACCCUCUUUCAGGGGACGACUUCGACGUGCCUUCCGUACGCGUACACGACGACUACCACCACCUGCAGGGCUCCGCCCACGACGACUACGAUGUAGCCCCAGAGGAAGCCUACGACAUGAAGACGCUCGGGAAGGGUCACGCUGACUACGGCCUCUCGGCAGGUCGUGACGUCUACGAAGGGUCGCCCUCCAGGAGCCACCUGACGGUGGAACACCGACCGGGCUGCGGUAGCGUCGGAGGGAGUUCCCCUUGCUCCUCGCCCGUUGGAGGAGGCAGUAUUGGAGGAUCUGGAGGAGGGGGGAGGAGAGGGAGUAGCGAAAAGCAGGACGAGCUGCACCCAGCCUAUGCCUGCAGAAGUCGCAGGACAUCGCUAGUGGUCAGCGACAGCCUGGGCAGGUUCCGCGUGGUGGUGAAGAAGACGCGGCCCAACCUGGGCAUCGCGAUAGAGGGCGGGGCGGACACCAAGCAGAGGCUUCCAAGGGUCAUCAACAUCGCCGCCAACGGUGCGGCUUUCGAGGCUGGAGGCCUCCGGGUGGGGCAACUCAUCAUCGCUGUCGACGGGCAGAAGCUGGACGGUCACAGCCACGAAGAGGCUGCCCGCCUCAUCGCCAGCUGCUGGGUCAGCCGGUCAAGGCCUGAGGUGGAGUUCAUGGUCGUCGAGCGGAAACCUACAGCAGCGGACGUCCGGCGGUCGUCGAUAUCGCUCCUGUCGCAGAUGUAAAGAUGCGACCUGAACUUGAACCUAUCAAAAACCUAUUUCAUCUUGUACGAGAGACCGAAGUGGAUGUCCAUCGCCAGUUGACCUCCGCUGACUUAGAUAUGCAAAAAUAAUGACAGCCAGACUGACAGAAACAGUUGACUGCUGAUCUUCGACGUGGUUUCAGCUACGAAUGGAGUCCUUCUGCCUGGAAGAAUCAUAGAUAGGAAGAUAGAUGUCUUUUGAAUUUCCUCCUGCUACUAAGCAAAGUUUAUUUUCCUCAGUGGGAAAGGGUCGCUCGUCAAUCUCCUUGAUAUGAGCAUUCAACUUAAGAAAUAAGAAAGUAAGGGACGUCCCUUAAUAUUCAAGCCCUCCUCAGGCACUCGUCUUUAAAACCAAACAAUAGUGGAACCUCUAAAACAGAAGGAAACGCUCAACUGCAAAAAGAGACAGAAGCAGACGUCCGUCAGUCCCGUAGACGCCUUCCCUUCUCAGAUCUAAAAGCUCGAUUAAAAUGGACGAGGAAGUUCCCUGAUCGUAAACCUUCCCCCUUAAAAGGCAGACCGUAAAGGAUGAUCUCCUCUAGCAUACUCAAUUAUCCUACCUGGAAACUGGCGAUUGUCAACCUCCUUCCGUCUCAGAUGUAAAUAUCCUAUGUGAAAUCAAUUAUAAAGGACGUUCCUCUCCCAAAAGACUGACACUAGUAGACCUCCUGUCCCAAAUGUAAGCAUCCUGUUUACAAAGUUAAAUAUGGACAUCAGAAGACAUCUGUCGGCCAUCAGACCACUUCCCGUCUACGUCUUCAAAACACCCAGGAACGUCUGUCAGUUGUCAAUACUCCCCUUGAAAGACAGACAGUAGUGGACUGAAUGCGACUGCCAUAAAUAAGCACCCCAAUUUCGGAAGUGGACAGCAGUGGGCGUCCGUCUACCGUCAGACUUCUCGCUUCAGACAGAAAACGGCUGUCGACUACGCGACUCGACUCGACGCUGGAACCAAUGCAAACCGAUGAGACACAUGUUUAUAUGCAAUCGUAAAUGUACACAAAUAUUGAUGGGAUUAUUCUUCAGUAUGCAACAGUGAACGAGUGUUUUUCAUGGACGGUUUUCAAGCAUUUUAAGACUUUUAUUUUCCAUUUAGGAUAGAGGCGUCCUCUGGAAGGACUGGUUUGAAAUCAGGAAGGUUGAAAGAUGUUUCAGAUUGACUGACUGAAUCGAAUUGAAGUAUAAUGAACUCAUUUUGAUGUGAAAUAUUUUUUUUCUUUUAGGUGAAAUGGGACUACUAAAUACUUAAAUAGGGAAGGGGAUAAAUGUGGCUUUAAUUUGAGCUAGAAAAAAAUUGAAAAGUGAAGGGUGUCUAGAGUUGAUUUCCCAAUUCAACUAUAAUCCAGAUAAUAAUACUCAAUAUAUCAAUGAACCAUCUGUAUUUGGAAUCUUAAUAGCGUAAAGUUUCAUGUGACUUCAGGAAACCACUCUAAAUUUUGAUUGUACCGAAACAUGAAUAUUUUCUAUAUAAUUAGGUCAUAAACUAAUCAUAAUUCGAGGAAAUUUAAAAUGAACAUUCUUAUAUGGUAACGACAUAAAACUGGAAGAAGAGAAAAAACAAUUUAAAAAAAUAUUGAAAACUUAUACAGAGGACUUUAGUUGGAAGGAAGUCAAAAAAAUUUAAUUCGUGAAUUAUUGGUUUUUGCUCUAAGGCCAAGAUGAGGGCGCGUCCGUGGCCCCUCUAUCCCUACGGUUUGAUGAAAAUAAAAAAGGGAGAAUAGAAAGUGACCUAGGAUGUAGUGUAAAAUCUACUUCGUAAGUUAAUUUGUGCAUCAUUUUACUUGUUUUAUUGCGUGGUUUUCUACGCAUAUUGCCCGUGCAAUCCAGCUUUCGUAUUUUUAUUUUGUGUGCGUGUCCAGUUUGAUCAAUCGUUCACAUGGUGACCGUGUAAAUAUAAGAAAAAUGGAGAUUCCGAUUUGUAUAAAAUCUAAGCCAGCACAGUCAAAAAAAUUAAAGAGAACAAUCUUUCAGAUAUGACUCCAUUGUUAAAGUAAGUAUCAGCACUCUUAUCUCAUCAUUUCGUAGUGUUAUGAUCUAUCCAUUAAUUCAUUCUUUCACGUAUGCAUUGAUUUUGUUAUUAAUCUAUUGAAUGAUUUACAUGUAUCUGUUUUAGCUUUUAAAUGAUCUACCUCAAAACCUCGUAGUGGAUUCAAUGAAUUUGUCUCCAGUGUUCACGGUUUGGAAGAGACGAACAAGCAAGUAGUAAACACUUUCCAUGUAGGAGAUUCUAACUAUGCAGGGCGGAAACUAUGACACCCCCCCCCCCCCCAUUUUUUUUAUAACAAACAAGAUGUGUGAACUCAUACGUAUGCAAGGUGAAAAGGGAACAACUGCGUGAAACGAAGAACAACAAACAAAAUGCAAUGUUUGUACAUAAGUGCAUCACACACCAUGCCAAUGCAAGAGCACCUGUAGAAUUGUUGAGAAGCUCAUUUUUCUAUUUCGUGGAAUAUGUAUUAUAUGACGUGAAGGUUUAAACGUCUCUUUACAGAGUUUCUCUGUAUGCUAAGAAUACUGUAUUUAUUCUUUUCAUUUGUAGUCCUUAGACAAGUGAGUGAAUAUUUUAAUUCCAGAUGAUUUGACUUCUCUUUUUUUUUUCUUCUUAAACGCUAGUGAGUGACUUGUUAAUAUUCAUUGUUAUCAAUUCACCACGAUUAUUUUUAGGUCAUUUUUCGAGUGUUUUUGGAAUUCAAAAUGUCACGAGUGUCUGUGUGUUGGUAAGGACCCGUCACAUUCGAAUGUUGUCAAGAAAGAGAACCCGGUCUUGGGCUAGGCACCAAAAUGACUCUUGAAAUUUAAGAUAUAUAUAUUUUUUUUAAUCUGAGAGCAGGAAUUCUCACGAGUGCUUUCGUCAGUGUUUAGACACAGAAAUUUUUUUAGAAAUAUUUAGCAUAUUCACCAUUAUUUAAUUAUUCAAUUCAUGUGAAAGCAGGGAACUGGUUUUUUUUAUAGAAAAAGGACACAUUUAAGUCAUAAGCUAUUUUCAAAUUGCUCUACAGUUCCGUUUUUUAAUGCAAAUUUAAAGUGAAAAGUGGAAUUUGUCAGUCACUGUUUAUGACAGACUUGUAGCCAUUGUGAUUAGAAUACAUACAAUAUAUAUAUAUAUAUAUAUA
Macrobrachium nipponense is the source of this 6019-nucleotide messenger RNA. RefSeq lists its product as uncharacterized. Gene Ontology annotation, biological process: rhabdomere development. Gene Ontology annotation, cellular component: stereocilia ankle link complex; plasma membrane; cilium. Gene Ontology annotation, molecular function: protein binding. NCBI's taxonomy places the organism in Eukaryota, Metazoa, Arthropoda, Malacostraca, Decapoda, Palaemonidae. The record is from RefSeq and is a predicted model, not a curated record.